Molecule: messenger RNA, 984 nt
Organism: Physella acuta
Lineage: Eukaryota; Metazoa; Mollusca; Gastropoda; Physidae
Biological process (GO): G protein-coupled receptor signaling pathway
Cellular component (GO): membrane
Molecular function (GO): G protein-coupled peptide receptor activity
Source: RefSeq, a predicted model, not a curated record
AUGAGUUUUUGUGGACAGAUUUUGAUCAGACUUCUCAUCGUGGAUUUCAACUUAGAAGAAUUUGGCAAAAAUUUGAUGCUUGGUGAACAAGUGGUCUUCUAUAAGGGUUUUCAUGAAACCGUCAACAUCAGUUUCCUGUCGCUGUCCGUGGCUGACCUACUCAACCUACUGCCACUUACCUGGACAAGUUUUUUCGUCUACAACCCCUUCUACCUGUGGCACAUUGAGACUCAGGAGUUUAACGUCUAUUACGUCAUCUCAACCUUCCCUCGAGAAAUCUUUACCCGUAUUUCACGCUGGAUCAAGGUCUACAUCAACGUUGAAAGAUUUGUCUCCAUUCUCUCGCCGAUGAAAGUCAAGGAAUACUUCACCAAGACAACCACCGCAGUCGUCAUGACGUCUAUUUUUAGCCUCUACGUCAUCGAAAUGCCAAUCUUUUAUCAGUGCGUGCAGAUCGUGACCUUGAACUUUCCUCCCCUCAACACAACCGUGUUGUACAUAUUCGGGACGGAUGUCUGCUUUUACAAUGAGAGCAUCAGCAUCGCUUUCCACGCUUUCAGCAUUAUCUGCCCCUGCGUUCUUGACCUCAUCACGGCGUGUCUAAUCGUCUACCAGCUGCGAAAAACGAACCAAUGGCGAUCGAGGUCAUUGACCAAUGAACGAAUGCAGCUCAUAACGUCACGUGAUCUUAAACUAAUCAAAAUGAUUCUAAACCUGGCUGUUGCUUUUGUUCUCACGACCUUACCGAUGUGGAUGACGUAUGUUAUCUCCCUGCUUGAACGUCUGGUCUUUAUCAACCGGUACUUUGGGAAUAUAUUUGACGUCAUGUUCUCGGCGUCCACAUUUCUUGAAGCUGUGGGCAGCAGCAUCAACGUCUUCAUCUACUACAGCAUGAGCAGUAAAUACAAGCAGGUCUUUCUCGCGCUUUGGUUUGUGAGAGAGAUGAAAAGACAUGCAAUUGGCCUAGCCUUUAUUGAAAACUAA